Molecule: messenger RNA, 2134 nt
Organism: Xiphias gladius (swordfish)
Lineage: Eukaryota; Metazoa; Chordata; Actinopteri; Istiophoriformes; Xiphiidae
Gene: tex261
Product: testis expressed 261
Exons: 6
Coding region: 176-766 (196 amino acids)
Biological process (GO): endoplasmic reticulum to Golgi vesicle-mediated transport
Cellular component (GO): Golgi membrane; COPII-coated ER to Golgi transport vesicle; endoplasmic reticulum membrane
Molecular function (GO): COPII receptor activity
Source: RefSeq, a predicted model, not a curated record
GCGCUACAAGUACGACAAAUGUAUCUUUGCUAAAGAAGAGGCUCUUCUUUUCUGCUUUCCUUGACCUGUACUGAAAAUACAGGGGGAGGAACUUUGAGCAGUGCUAGUUAGCAGUCGGCUAGCUGUUUUUUCUGUAUUUUUUCAUAUUUUUGUGUCUUGUUUCAUAUGCAGAGAGAUGUGGUUUAUUUAUUUACUCAGCUGGCUGUCGUUGGUAGUCCAAAUAUCCUUCGUGACUCUGGCAAUAGCUGCUGGCCUUUACUACUUGGCAGAACUAAUAGAAGAAUACACAGUAGCCACCAGUCGAAUAAUAAAGUACAUGAUACUGUUCUCGACAGGUGUGCUGGCAGGUCUCUAUGUUUUUGAAGGCUUUCCAGUGUUGAUGGUGGGAGUCGGCCUCUUCACCAACCUGGUGUACUUCGGCCUCCUGCAGACGUUCCCCUACAUACUGCUGAGCUCCCCCAACUUCAUCCUCUCCUGCGUGUUGGUUGUGGUGAACCAUUACAUGGCCUUCCAGUACUUUGCACAAGAGUAUUAUCCAUUCUCAGAGGUGCUGGCCUACUUCACCAUCUGCCUGUGGGUGAUCCCCUUUGCCUUCUUUGUGUCACUGUCAGCGGGGGAAAAUGUGCUUCCGUCCACCAUACAACAAGGAGAUGACGUGGUGUCUAAUUACUUCACCAAGGGCAAGAGGGGGAAGAGGUCAGGGAUCCUCCUCGUGUUCUCUUUCCUCAAGGAGGCAGUGCUGCCUAGCCGACAGAAAAUGUACUGAGGAGCUCGGACUCGGGGUGCAGGUUCGGGGGUUGGGGGUGUGUGAGUGUGUGUGAGUGUGUGUGUGUGUGUGUGUGUGUGUGUGUGCGUGUGCAUGUGUUGGAGAUUAAGGGGAAGCAGGAAGGACUAUGGAAAUUUGUUUCUGGAUGGGACUAAAACGAAGCAGUGGCCAAAAGGGGAAGGAGAAGGCACGAAGAGAACGGACCAAUGAACAGAAUAGAGCUUCCUGCUGGAUGAGCCGAAGAGUUUACACAGGCCACGUUUGUCUGUCGUUGUCUUUCUAACUGUCUGUACUGACUGCCAACAACAUCUACUAGAGACCUCACUGAGGGGAUCUUGUGUGUAGCGCAGUGCUUUCUUACUGUCAUGUUGGACUCCUCCAUUUUUUUAAGCUUUGGUAUUAAAAUAUUUGCAGGGUUUGAAAUUAACAACCACCAGAUACCUGUAACUUUUGACUUUGGCAGAUAAAUCAUAUGUUAUCUUCUUGACAGGACAUCCUGCUGUGAUGUGUGUUGUAGGUCUCACACUUCACCGGAGUCAAUACACAAAGUAGCAUUGAGGACAGUUUAGGAUACAAAAUAGGACUGCUUAAAACGUUUGCCUCCGCAGAUGAAGAAGGUGGAUUGGAGAUGAAUGAUACAGCUUACAGGUACUUUCUGGCUUAAUCCUGAAGUCCGAAGCUUGUUUUUUUUGGUGUGAAAUGAUUCUAAAAAGGAUAAAAGUGGCAAUCCAGCUGCAGGAAAAAUUCCACAGGUCGCCACAGAAGCACUUAUUAAGUUUAUAUAAGAUGAGAAAGUGCAGUCUGUACUUAAGUUGUAAGGAAUCAGCUUCUGAUCUAUGGAGACGUAUUUUUUUUCUGAUUACAAGCUGUGACGUGAUAUAAAUGCUCUGCCCUGAUGCAUCACACCGAUGAAAAAUGGUUAAAUAAAUGCACUUAGAAACUGUUAAUUUUCACCCUUAAAUUUGUCAGCUACAAGAGAUCUCUCUCCCUCCGGAUCAUCAACAUUUGGCCAUGAAAACAAUCCACUAUGUGAGAUAUUUUGUUUUCUUGCAUCUUACGCAUUCAUUAAUCACCAGUGGUGUAGUUUGCAACCUGCCCAUCUUUUUUGGACCGUUUUUAAGAAUUCACACUAAUAACAAACUGAUUUUUGUACAUUCAUCAUCAAAGACAAAUGAUAACACUUCUGAAGAUCGAACCUGUGCAAUGACUCUUGUAAGCUUACAAGUGUUUGGGACAAAAGCAGCUCAAAGUGGUUUGAUGAAAUUACUAUUAAAAAGGCAGAAAUUCUUUCUACCAAUUACUGAGUGUGAUUCAUUGUAGGCUGGUAUGCACAUGAAUGUAUAAUAAAACGAGAUUUUGUUGAAAUAA